Molecule: messenger RNA, 1208 nt
Organism: Sceloporus undulatus (fence lizard)
Lineage: Eukaryota; Metazoa; Chordata; Lepidosauria; Squamata; Phrynosomatidae
Gene: LMO1
Product: LIM domain only 1
Exons: 4
Coding region: 431-901 (156 amino acids)
Biological process (GO): positive regulation of transcription by RNA polymerase II
Cellular component (GO): nucleus
Molecular function (GO): transcription coactivator activity; DNA-binding transcription factor binding
Source: RefSeq, a predicted model, not a curated record
GGGGAGGAAGCAGCCACUUCGGAAAGGGCUCUCUCGCUGCAAGCGCUGCGCUCUCCGAGGCAAUUACCUUUAACGCAGAUUAGAGUGUGCAAAUUGAGCCCUUUGAGAGGAGAAGGGCAGCAGCAGCCGCAGCAGCAGCAGCCAAGGAGCCUCGCUCCCUCGCUUGAUUUCCCAGUUCCCCCCUCCUUCCCUCCUUCCCUCAAUUGCAGCUUGAGUUCCUGGCCCCUGAGAGACGGCGGCGAGGGAGCCAAGGCAGGCAGAGGAGGCUUUUGUAUCCGCAAAGCGCUUGGCUUCUUCCGAGGGAAGAGGAGGAGGAGGAAGGGGGGGCAGCUGGGUCAGGGCCGAAGAAGGCGCCUCUCGGAGCUCCAGCCAGCAGCCGAGCUCCUCCUGCCUGGAGAGCCCCCGCGGAGCCCCUCCUCCGGACCCUGAGAUGAUGGUGCUAGACAAGGAGGACGGCGUGCCAAUGUUAUCCGUACAACCGAAGGGGAAGCAAAAGGGCUGUGCUGGCUGCAAUCGUAAGAUCAAGGACCGAUACCUCCUGAAGGCCUUGGAUAAGUACUGGCAUGAAGAUUGUUUAAAGUGUGCCUGUUGUGACUGCCGCCUCGGAGAGGUUGGAUCAACACUUUAUACAAAGGCAAAUCUCAUUCUCUGCCGCAGAGAUUACCUGAGGCUCUUUGGAACCACUGGGAAUUGUGCUGCCUGCAGUAAGCUGAUCCCUGCCUUUGAGAUGGUGAUGAGGGCCAGAGAUAAUGUUUACCACUUGGACUGCUUUGCCUGUCAGCUUUGCAACCAGAGAUUUUGCGUGGGGGACAAGUUUUUCCUGAAGAACAACAUGAUCUUGUGUCAGAUGGACUAUGAGGAGGGGCAACUGAAUGGAAGCUUUGAACCCCAAGUUCAAUAACACACCCUGCUUUGCUGAAACACUGUGGGAUGGACGUUCACCUGCACUAAUAGUGACGGGCGUCUGUCAGCUUGCCUGCAAUAUUUUUUUAAUUCUUGGUCCAAAAGGACUGAAUACAUUGUAGUAUUUCCCACACACACAAAACACAAAGCAGUUACAAUUUUAGAUGUACAGUCGUGCCUGCUUAGCUGAGCACUGCAUUGCCUGUAUGUUUGUGAGGUUUUGGGGGGGUUUUGGGGGAGGGCUCUGUACAGUUUGUUUUUUCUGUAUAUAAACUGGAACAUUUAUUUUAUGAAAAAUGUAAUGC